Scutellospora calospora is the source of this 1478-nucleotide messenger RNA. NCBI's taxonomy places the organism in Eukaryota, Fungi, Glomeromycota, Glomeromycetes, Diversisporales, Gigasporaceae. The record is from the annotation of a GenBank genome assembly.
GUAGUAAUGGAAAGUCAAAGGUUUUGAAUGGUGCUGGCAGUAUAACUAUCUCUGAUUUUGUGUCGGUGCGUACAGCAAUCUCUCAAGGAAUGUCAUCCAUUGCGUGUGUUAAUGUUGAACGAAUUCUCUCAUUACUGAACAAAAAAACGACUGAAAUUUACAAAGUGCUAGAUAAACAGCCUGUAUAUGCAGUGGGACCUGAUAUUCAACAAGGUUAUUCACCAUGCAUUGCAUGCUGGGUUACCAAGCCCCUGGAUAUAUCAAUAAUGCAACAACUAUCGGCAUUGUUUGAUAAUGAAUUUGAAAUCAUAAACCAUGUUAAUAGAAAUGGUUCAGAAGAUAUAAUCUAUUCAAACAAUAAUAAAAAUCAAAAUGAAAAUAGCGGGGAUGGAAAUAAUGGAGACGGAAAUUAUGGAAAUGAAAAUGAUUAUGAAAAUUAUGGAGAUGGAAAUGAUGAAGAUGGUGAAAAUAGUGGCGAAAAUAGAAAUAAUAAUGAUGAAAAUGAAGAUGGGGAAGAUAGUGGUGAAGAUGAAGAAGAUAAUGGAGGAGAUGAUUAUGAAGAUGGAGGUGGCAAUAAAAAUAAUAGUCCGUAUAUUCGAGUCUCAUCCGAAGCGCAUGCUAAACUUAAAAAUGAGUUUCAAAGUUUCAACAUCGACACAUAUCUGUGGGCAAAUAUUAACACUGACAAACAUAAGCUUGAUGUUCUGGAAUUUAGUAUUAACUUAUUCAAUUGUGGGGUGGGUGAAAUGCUUAACGAAAUUUGUCAAUUGUCUCAUGGUUUUAUCGGCUACUAUAUUGAUUUCAUCGAAAUUAGGGUUUCUCCACUUCCUUUCAUGUCAGGUGUUUACCAACUUUUUAGGUUAAAAGAAGCAUAUAGUCCACAAAAUCUUAACCAGGAAAAUAUAGAACUUUCAGCAGGUCGUGAAAAAAAUUCGGGUAUCCAGAUAACGCUUGGAGCACAGCAAUCAAGUAUUACAGCCAGCCGUAAUAAUGUAAUUAAUCGUAGUGCAAAGAGAACAACAAGUAAAUGGAACAUGGAUAUGACAAACUGCAGGACAAAAGGAGUAAAAUGGUCAUAUUCGUAUACUGCUAAUGAUCUUAAUGAUGCUAGUGUACAUAGAAAAACUGUGAAUUUACAGCUUCAUUCUGGUUGUUGGUAUACAACAUCGAAGAUGAAAGGGUUUUGUAUCACUAUAGUUCAAGUACUGCGUUGCGAACUUAAACCCAAGCCUAACUUUUUUAGCUUUAAAUCUAAACCUGAGAUAAUUAAGAAAUGCCCUCAAAUAGUCCAUACACUCGAAGUUUCUUUCAAUGAUAUAACUAACUUCAAUGAGAGGUUCGCAAAACUAACAAAAAAUUUAUAUAUGGACCAUGAAGAAAUUACUGUCAUUUUAGAUGAGAAUAGAUUGCCCUCAAAAAAUAUUCAAAAUGAAGACAGUAUGAACAUUAACCGUACAUUAUUUCCACCGAAAAAUUAG